Molecule: messenger RNA, 2338 nt
Organism: Pistacia vera
Lineage: Eukaryota; Viridiplantae; Streptophyta; Magnoliopsida; Sapindales; Anacardiaceae
Product: serine/threonine protein phosphatase 2A 59 kDa regulatory subunit B' gamma isoform-like
Exons: 2
Coding region: 434-1990 (518 amino acids)
Biological process (GO): signal transduction
Cellular component (GO): protein phosphatase type 2A complex
Molecular function (GO): protein phosphatase regulator activity
Source: RefSeq, a predicted model, not a curated record
UCUCUCUCUCAAAACGGUUUGGGCAAAUAACAAAGCUUGCUACUGGUUAGGGUUUAUCAAUUGAAGAUAAGAUUGCUAGGGUUUUCUCUUGAUUUUUUCUCUCAUUCCUAGCUGUUUCUCUGAUCUUUUCAACCAUGUCGUCAAUGUAAGUUGUUUUCCCUUCUCUAUUCCUUCAUUCUCUCGGUUUUCUCUUUUUUCUUCACCAUCUUUUAUCAAAUUUUGUGGUCUUCUUUAAAAAACGCAGCUUUGAAUUGUAUAUGCAUAGACUCGUUUACGCUAUUGACGUUCAAUUAGGUUUUUUUUUUUUUUUUUCUUUUUAAUUUCUAGUUAUUCUUCACAGAAAUGUGUACAUUUUGAGUUGUUUCGAGAUAGACAAAUUUUCCUGUUGCUUGAGAAAAUUUAGGUUUAAGGUUAGGGUUAGGGUUUUGUAGAUAUGAUCAAAAACAUAUUGGGUAAAUUGCCUAGAAAGCCCUCAAAAUCAUCGAACAAUGACUCCAACAGUGAGUCUUUAAAUUCAUCUCAAGUGCCCAAUUCGAUAAAUUUGAAGUCGGGUUCUCGCAUGAACAAUGGGACUAUUCCCCCAACCACUAAGUCGAAUCAGGGGAAGAAAUCAGUUCCAACUGGGACUCAAGCAGGGUCUGGUGUUUACGAGGCUUUGCCGAGUUUUAGGGAUGUUUCAAGCGCGGAAAAGCAUAAUUUGUUCAUUAGGAAGUUGAAUAUGUGUUGUGUUGUAUUCGAUUUUAGUGACCCCGCAAAGAAUCUUAGAGAGAAGGACAUAAAGAGGCAAACUUUGCUUGAGCUUGUUGAAUAUAUGUCGUCUGUAACGUCAAAGUUCAAUGAGAUCGCAAUGCAAGAGAUUACGAAGAUGGUAGCUGUUAAUUUGUUUAGAACAUUUCCCUCUUCGAAUCCUGAUAAUAAGGGUUUGGAAAUGUAUGACCCGGAUGAGGAUGAGCCAACUAUGGAGCCAGCAUGGCCGCAUCUGCAGAUUGUGUAUGAAAUUCUGCUUAGAUUUGUGGCUUCACAAGAGACUGAUUCCAAGCUUGCUAAAAGAUAUAUUGACCAUUCAUUUGUGUUGAGAUUGUUAGAUUUGUUUGACUCUGAGGACCAAAGAGAGAGGGAGUAUUUGAAGACAAUUCUUCACCGGAUUUAUGGCAAGUUCAUGGUGCAUCGGCCAUUUAUCAGGAAAGCUAUCAACAAUAUCUUCUAUCGAUUUAUUUUUGAGACAGAAAAGCAUAACGGGAUUGCAGAAUUGCUCGAGAUUUUGGGAAGUAUUAUUAAUGGGUUUGCUUUACCUUUGAAGGAAGAGCACAAGCUUUUCCUUGUCCGUGCUUUGAUUCCUCUUCACAAACCCAAGUGUGUAUCGAUGUACCACCAACAACUUUCGUAUUGUAUUACACAGUUUGUGGAGAAAGAUUUUAAGCUGGCUGAUACUGUCAUUCGUGGUCUUUUGAAGUAUUGGCCCAUAACUAAUAGUUCCAAGGAGGUUAUGUUCCUUGGUGAGUUGGAGGAAGUUCUAGAAGCUACUCAGGCUGCAGAAUUUCAGCGAUGCAUGGUGCCCCUCUUCUGCCAAAUUGGUCGCUGCCUCAACAGCUCUCAUUUUCAGGUAGCAGAACGUGCAUUGUUUUUGUGGAACAACGAUCACAUAAGAAAUCUGAUCAACCUGAACCGUAAAGUGAUACUGCCUAUAAUCUUUCCAGCUUUGGAGAGAAACACACGGGGUCACUGGAAUCAAGCUGUUCAGAGUUUGACACUGAAUGUCAGGAAGAUAUUUUCUGAUGCUGAUCAAGCACUCUUUGAUGAAUGCUUGGCCAGAUUCCAAGAGCAUGAAGACAAGGAGAAAGAGAUAAUGCAGAAGCGAGAGUCAACCUGGAAACGCUUGGAAGAUGUGGCUGCCUCCAAGGUCGUAAGUAAUGAGGCUGUGCUUGUCUCAAAGUUCUCUUCUGUUGCCAUUUCCACCAACACAAGUCCACGGGCUACUGCCGGUAGUUGAGAGCUGCAUCACAUUAGAAGAGUCUAUUCUCCUUAGCCAAGGUGAGCCGUAAAGGGAGUGUGCAAAUUGGUGCUUUAUAGGGAUUGUUUGGUCUCACUUCUGUUGGGUCCUUAUUUUGUGACUCUGCCAGCUAAAUGUUUUAAGCCGAAGAUGGGGUGUGUGGAUAUCGAGGUCACUCCUUUUUUUGGGUUCUCGGCUCAUUCCUUAUUUGUUUUCUUUUCCCUGUUCCUCUUCCUGUCAUGGAGGUGUGUGUAUCAUAAGGGAUUUGGUUAUACUUGUAGUUUUUCUUUGGAUUUCUUACCUGAUAAUAUUUAUUCUGUGCAAUUAUGCAAAGAGAUUCUUAUUUUU